UAAUAGCCUGGUGAUCAGUGAGGCUGUGUUGGAUUGGAUGCUGUUCUGGAUCCUCCACUCAAAAGUUGCCAAUUGUUAUCAUGAAAAGUAGCUACUACAGAUGAGUUUGGAGACUGUUGAAAAGUAAUGGCAUCCAUACCUAAAGUAAUAUUCCUCCAACCUCGUCCAUAUUUCUCGGGUAGGUUGCUUCUUCUAGCAUUAGAAAAAUAUGGAGAGGUGAUUAGAGAAAUAUUUUUAGGUGUUAUAUGCUAAUAAGCUAAUGCUAACAAUUGGUAUGUCCAUAUCUGUUCAUGGCCAAGCAGCUUCGAUAUGUCGUGCAACGGCAACACUUUUUAGUUGUGGAGUAUUUCUCUUCGCAUCCUUCCGGAUAUGGCUCCAAACUGUAUCCAAAGUCAUAUCCGAUGUCUUUUCCCCACACCGGAAUCCACCAUGGUUGCUGCAAAGAAGACCGUAAGGAUCUCUUGUUUAUCAAUAUUUGUGUAGGAAUCAGAUCAUGGAAAUGCGUGUUUGUGGUAAAUGUUAAACAAGAGCUUAUUGUUGUGAAUUUCACAGAAGAGGACUCAUGAGAGCAUUAACAAUAGGCUCAUUUUUGUUAUGAAAAGCGGCAAAUAUACAUUGGGAUACAAAACUCUUCUCAAGACCAUUAGAAGCUCUAAAGGUAUGUACAGUGAGCUCAGCCACUCUUCCGUUGAUAAAGUCAUCUGGUUAAGGAAUUGUAUUAUUUCUUUGUUAUAUCUUUGUUUUAGUAGGGUUAUUUCUUUGUUAUAUAUCAGUGCGCUCUGUGUUUUGGAAAUGUAGGCAAAACAACUGAUAUACGCUGGAUGUUAUGUUUAGCUGAGACUUCCAGAAAUGAAUCAACAUUGAAUUUAUAGAUGGAAGAAGUCGCGUUUAUCCUUUCUUACGAGUAGUUUUAUUGCUCUAUAGUUUCUUGUCUCUUGAUUUCUGCGAGUAUCUGUUGGUUUAUAAUGACUUAUUUACUUUCAUUGUUUUCAUUUUCAUAAUUGCUUUGAUUUGUUUGCUCGUAUCUGACCUUUCAUAUGCUUUUUUUUGAGCCGAGGGUCUUUCGGAAACGGCCUCCCUACCUAAGGUCUGCGUACACUCCACUCUCCCCAGACCCCACGUUAUGGGAUUCACUGGGACUUGUCACUUCAGCAAUUGGUAUGUCCGAUACUUGUCAUGGCCAAGUAGCUUCGACAAAACGUGGAAUUACAACACUUACUAGUGCUGGACUGUUGCUCUUCCUGUCUUUCCGGACAUGGCUCCAAACUCAUAUCCAGUGCCUAACUCCUAUGAUCGGAGACUGUUGAAAAGUAAUGGCGUCCAUACCUAAAGUAAUAUUUCUCCAAUCUCCUCGCCCAUAUUUCUCGGGUAGGUUGCUUCUUCUAGCAUCAGAGAAAUAUGGAGAGGUGAUUGGAGAAAUACUUUUAGGUGUUAUGUGCUAAUAAGCUAAUGCUAACAAUUGGUAUGUCUAUACGUAUUCAUGGCCAAGUAGCUUCGAUAUGUCAUGCAGUUGCAACACUUUUUAGUUGUAGAGUAUUUCUCUUCGCCUCCUUCCGGAUACGAGUCCAAACUCAUAUCAGAUAUCAUUUCCCCACACCGGAAUCCACCAUGGUUGCUGCACAGAAGACCAAGAAGACUCAUGAAAGCAUUAACAAUUGGCUCACUUUUGUUAUGAAGAGGGGAAAAUACACAUUGGGAUGCAAAACUCUUCUCAAGACCAUUAGAAGCUCCAAAGGAAAACGUUUUACAACUGCCAACAAUUGUCCUCCUAUCAGGAAGUCCGAGUUAAGAGUACAAUGCUAUGUUUGCAGAGGUUGGAGUUCUCCACUACAACGGAAGUGUGUCCAUGUCAUUCAUUACAUUCGUUUAGAUAUCUAUGUAUCUCUUUAUGCUCACAAAGUUACAAUGUGUCCUUGGCGUUCUUUUGAUAUGGUUUUCAACAUAUGGCUUUCAAGAAGUGAUUUUCUUUCUUUUGUGUGCCUCUUCUCAAAAAUUUCUUUCAGAACAUUUGUUUUCUGCUUGUAGUUUUUCUUGUGUUGGUAGCUGUUGGUUUUUUAACAAAGGAACGUAAGAAAUAACGGAGAAAAAAUAUUGAGAGAAAAAUUAACUGUA
This is a messenger RNA of Lycium barbarum (goji berry), 2112 nucleotides long. RefSeq lists its product as uncharacterized. Gene Ontology annotation, cellular component: cytosolic large ribosomal subunit. The transcript is spliced from 4 exons. Gene Ontology annotation, molecular function: RNA binding; structural constituent of ribosome. Bases 1450 to 2025 code for a protein of 191 amino acids. NCBI's taxonomy places the organism in Eukaryota, Viridiplantae, Streptophyta, Magnoliopsida, Solanales, Solanaceae. The record is from RefSeq and is a predicted model, not a curated record.